CGGCACGCCGGCCGCCGCGUGACAAUUGUGUCCAUGUAUAUGUGGUGCGCUCUUUGUGGCAGCCCGCCGGAAUCGUAAAAUCGAGGAUCGUUAUUUCUUAACAAGGGUCAUCGUCAAGAGAUAAAAAAGGAGAGCAGGUGCACCGUCUUGCGUGGAGUGGCGCGAAGUCACCUCUAAGAACGUUACAUUUUUAGGGGGGGUGAGAAGAGGGGGGGACGAGGAAGAGAGAUUUCGAGAGGUGAAACUCUACAUCCGGUACGCGUGCGUGUGUAUUGUGCAUAGGAGUGUGUAUGGGAGGGAAGAUUGGAGUGAGUUUCGAAGAAACGAAGACAGCGACGGCGAACGCGACAACGACGGGAUAUAUUGCGACGGACGACACCCGGAACGAGCGAAAUCCUGACGGACUCGACGCGAGCCGAGUGAAAACUCAACGAAUUUAUUUCCGCGCGCGGAGACGCUCAUGCGGCACCGGCUGCGAGCACUGAUGGGCAAGUAGCCGCUUCCGCUUCUGCGUCGAAAAGAGACACCACGCGAAACUGAUCGGCCGAUCAGCGAGCGACCGUUGAGCGAUCGUUGGACCUAUCGAGUGCGACAAGAAUAUCCUAGCCCGACAAUGAGUUCUUGGAUGAAUUGUCCGUCCUCGUUGCUGCUGCUGCUGCUGUGCCUCAGCCUGCACAGCGCGUGCAUCACGCGAGCGAACGUCGCCAACGGCCAGCACGGCCAGGAUGGCCAGAACGGCGGCAGCGGCAACGGUGGCAACGGCAACAACCACGGCUACGACGACAGUCCCAUAGUGGAGACUACCAGCGGCUUCAUGCGCGGUCUCUCCCGCACGGUGCUCGACCGCGAGGUACACGUGUUCUACGGGGUGCCGUUCGCGAAACCGCCGAUCGGGCCGCUGCGGUUCCGCAAGCCGCUGCCGAUCGAAUACUGGCACGGGACACUGAACGCCACCACGCUGCCCAACAGCUGUUAUCAGGAGCGCUACGAGUACUUCCCCGGCUUCGAGGGCGAGGAGAUGUGGAAUCCGAACACCAACAUCUCCGAGGACUGUCUCUACCUCAACAUCUGGGUGCCGCAGAAGUUACGGAUACGCCAUAAGAAUGUGGUGCCGGUGGCGAACGACGACGGCAUGGCGAUGCUGGUGUGGAUCUACGGCGGCGGUUUCAUGAGCGGCACCGCCACCCUCGACGUCUACGACGCCGACUUCAUGGCGGCGGCCAGCAGCGCGAUCAUCGUGUCGAUAAAUUAUCGCGUCGGUGCCUUCGGCUUUCUGUAUCUCAAUCAGCACUUCACCAAUAGCGAGGAGGCGCCGGGCAACAUGGGUCUCUGGGAUCAGGCAAUGGCGCUCAGGUGGCUGCGCGACAACGCGCGCGUCUUCGGCGGCGAUCCCAAUCUGAUCACGAUAUUCGGCGAGUCCGCGGGUGGUAGCUCGGUGUCCCUGCAUCUAAUCUCGCCGGUCACGCGGGGUCUCGUGCGCCGCGGUAUCCUGCAGAGCGGCACCCUUAACGCCCCGUGGAGCUACAUGACCGGCGAGAAGGCGAACGAGGUGGCGCGUGUGCUGGUGGACGAUUGCGGAUGCAACUCGACGAUGCUGCAGGAGAAUCCGGCGCGAGUUAUGGCAUGCAUGAGGUCGGUGGACGCGAAAACCCUCUCCGUGCAGCAGUGGAACAGUUACUGGGGCAUCCUCGGCUUCCCGUCGGCGCCCACCAUCGACGGCGUCUUCCUGCCCAAGGAUCCGCUGGAUUUGGUCAGGGAGACGGAUUUCGAUGAGACCGAGAUCCUGAUUGGAAAUAACGAGGACGAAGGAACCUAUUUUAUUCUAUACGACUUUAUCGACUUCUUCGAGAAAGAUCAGGCCAGUUCCAUAGAUCGAGAGAAGUUUCUCAACAUUAUUCAUACCAUCUUCAAAAAUAUGUCGCAAAUUGAACGAGAAGCCAUCAUUUUCCAAUAUACCGAUUGGGAUCGGAUAAAGGAUGGCUAUUUGAAUCAGAGAGCGAUAGCGGACGUCGUGGGGGAUUAUUUCUUCAUCUGCCCAUCCACAUAUUUCGCGGAAUUAUUCGCGGCCCGCGGUAUGAACGUCUACUACUACUUCUUCACACAGAGAACAAGUACGAAUGUGUGGGGCGAAUGGAUGGGCGUGAUGCAUGGUGACGAAGUGGAAUACGUCUUUGGGCAUCCCCUGAACUCGUCGCUGAAAUACACCGACAAAGAGCGAGAACUGGCUUUGGAAAUGAUUUUGUACUAUUCGCGAUUUGCGUACACAGGGAAGCCAACGCAGUCCGAGUCCGACUGGCCGCCUUAUACCAAGGAACAUCCGGAGUACUUUAUUCUGAACGCGGAAAAGAAGGGUUUCGGCAAAGGUCCUCGCACGACAGCCUGCGCAUUUUGGAACGACUUCCUGCCGCGACUAAAGGGGAUACCAGACCCCACGCCCGAGGCGUGCAAGACCGCGAUGGCGUCAAGCGUUUCUGCGGGUGCGGGCAAGCUGCGUGGUUCACCGAUCGUGUCCAUCCUCUUACUUCCGGUGCUGGCGGUAUAUAGAUUCAUAUAAGCGGUUAAUCACCCAUGUCGACAAACCCUUUUCACGGAUGGCAGGUAACUGGCUGGACAGAGACGCUCCACUGGCGCCACCGUCCAACAAACAGGUCCUAUAACGAGCGUUGUUUACGCUUCAAGGUCGCAUUAGCGGUCGUGAACCAUUCGUAGAUCGAUAGGUCGCCGUAGAACGUAUGCUACCGUCGUGCAGCAGCAGUUAGAGUCCGUUUUCACUGUGUCGUUAUGUCACCAGGUAGCACAGCGCGACGUUUGCGAAUGAUAAUCAGAUGCUCCGUGUCCCGGGGUGCGCCGCUUCGAGGUAGCCGAUCGAUCUACGUGCCGCGAUCCGCGACCGACGACGACGCGAUACUCGCGUCGAGUCCGAGAAAUUCGAAGGAGCCGUCGAACGAUCGGCGCCGAUAGGAUUCGAUUUCGACAAUUCGCACUUAGGCAUACUCCACCUCCGUGCAGCUUCAAUAUUGAUCUGCUUCCGGUUCCGAUUCUAUCUCUGAUUCGCCGUCUCGUACAGAGUCUCUUACGAUUCUCACCGAUUUCUGGAUUCGAUCGGUCCGAUCGUGAAUUUAUAUCACAAUUUCGUAACCGAUUUCUGAAUGAAUCGCAGUUUUAAGGACAAUGUGAUCUAACAUCGAGUCAUCGGACCGAUUGUCUAAGAAUCGUUGCUAUUUAAUCGCAAGAGCGGAUAUAAUUGUUAAGAAAAUAUGAAACUGAAUCCUUCAUUCGACCUUGGACAUAAAAAAAAAAAGCCAUUUCGUAGCACAGACUAAACAGACGAUCGUAAAUCGUUGUUCGACACGGGUGUGGGAAAUGCAGAUGGUAAGCUACCUCGAUCUCGCAGCAGCAUCUCGCAGUAAACACACGAGAUUUAAUGGCUUAUAUAAUUGAUGAUCGAGCGCGCUACAAUUUCGGGAUUUACUGAACUUCGCACGGGAUACGAUUAAACGUAGAUCAGAUUUCGGUCUAUUGCGUGCUGCAAUAAACUUGGUAAUAUAUAUAUAUAUUUGUAACGGGUCACGAUAAGCUCUGUAACGGUGGCGCGAUCAAUCCCCUCGUUACUAAGGAAGCAGCUGCGACCGGCGCAACAUCUUGCAACGUAUUUGAUCUCCUAGUUUGCAGCGUAGUCGAUCGUCUAGCACGACCAAAUCGUGUAUGCGAGACCAAUUUCAGAGCUGAAGGCGACAGAAGGGAAAUGACGAGAACGGUAAAUAGCGAGUGCGCAGCGGAAGAAAAUUGGCUGGCGCGCUUAAAAGACCGCGAUUAACGCUGAAUUCAGCGAGUUGCGUAGAGCGAGCGAUUAGUAUCACGUCAAUUUUCACCGUCGAUCGCGAAAGAGACGCGUUAAAAAAAGAAAUUCUCGAGCGUCGGCCGUUUCCAAUGAGAGAAGUUGCGCGUUGGAUUAUAAGUCAAGGCGGUAGCGCAAAAUUUAAAUGCGUAUGUUGAACUAGGACAAAAUCAGCUGGUCACGUUAGUUGUAUCUGCGCAUAUUGACAAUACAUUGAUGACAAAGCGUAAUUUCGCAGGAAGGAAGGAGAUUUCGGAAUAAUAAUUGAAUAUUUCAGCAAAUUUGGGAAUCUUGGAAAUACGAUUCAUCGUUAAUUGUAUAUUGCAUUUCCGAUAUAAACGAUUUUUCUUGAAAGGACUUUUUAGAAAAGUUUAGGAAUAAUCGAUUUUUAUGUGUGGCCGAUUACGUCACGAAACAAACCAAAAUAAGCACCGAUUUUAUUAUAAGUAAAUUAGUAGUCUUUACACAAUUAGGAUGAAUCUUAGAACGUCACAAAAGUUUAGAACAAGCGAUUCCAUUCUUCAGAUAAAGCAUUUAUCUUUAGCAGUCACUCUAGAUGCAGAGACCAGUGUGAACACUAUUCUAGAAAAACUAAAUUAAUUUUGAAAAUAUUGUAACGACUUGAAGACCUAAUAGAUAAUAGCAAUCCGCUAGUCGUAACCAUCGCACAAACUGUCGGCUCUAAAUUGUCUCUUCGCAAUAAACAUUUAUUUUAAGAACAAUAGAGUCAGCGUGGAAAGAAUUACCGGCGAGAUAACCGAUGUGUCCCGCACGAAAAGUUACAUCUUCAUCUAACUGCUCAACGACUUUGUAAGAAAUUUCGCUCUGCUCUCCAUAAUUCAUUACACAAUGAGUGGUCAUAAAGUGACCCGGGGGAAUAGAAGAUUAAUAAAUUCCGAAAGCAAACAGGGCGAGCCAUGAAGCGGAGCGCAACAAUGAAAUUUGCGGUCGCAAAAUUUUCAAUUUUCAACUAAUUAAAAUGACUCGGGACCGUCACGAUAAUAAAGUAUUCCGUGUACAUAUAGGAAAUUGAAUUAUUAUCCGGCGUCUUCGAUACUUCGCAAAGUACUUCAUUUCGCUCUCCUCAUAAUUCACCGCGCGAUGAAUCGCCGUAAAGCUAUAUACCUGUCUACGAUAACAACAACAAAUACGUGAUUUUCGAAAUCGAGUGAGAGAGAGCCAUUGAGUAGCGGCAACGCGGUGGAAAGUGAAAUCGAUAGUUUCCGCGCGAGACUUUCAAUUUCCCAGCAAUUAGAGCGAUCUGGAACUCAGCUCGCUGCCCAUUGAUCCAAUUGACCCGAUCGCACACAAGCGAGCCGGCCGAGACGGUUACGUAACUGAAAUUGCAUUCGUACGGAACGUAUCGCGGUACUGUGUGGAGCGAAAUGGACGGCACUCAUAUCAGUAAUCCUUAUCGGAGCGAAUUACAGCAUUGUUGUGUCCGUCCGCUUGUUUUCGCGGAAUCCGUAGCUUUCUCGUGCUGUCUCAGCGAAGCGCCCGGCCCCGAAAGCUUUCUCGUCGUAACCGAGAAGUCUGCGUGUUGAAAGAGAUGAAGCAGAGUAUAUCGUGUUCCGCGAGGCUUAAGAGUAUCUUUCGAGGAAAGCGGAUAAGACCCGGUGCGCACUUGGCCCGGUUUUCAGAUCGGAAAAAGGAAACAAAAGAGGGACGCGCCCGCGCGAAUCUUCAAAACCGUUUACGGAAAGAUGCACGCUGCUUGUGCGGAAUUGAACGAAUUCAAUCGUCGCUUAUCAUCGCGUCGAGAAAGUUUGACAACACCCCUUCCUCGCUGUGCUCCUCGCGAUAGAUACGAAAUUUCACGGCGCGUGACGAAACGUGAUGUCCGGCGCAAAACUCCGGGGCUAAUUUCGUUCGAGAAAAGUUUCAAGUACGCCGUGCGCCUGGUGAUUUCGUCGACGCGCAUUAAGCCGCGAGUCUCGAGUCGAGAACGUCGACGAGGGUGGAAAGAGGGUGGAGGCGCGGACGAUGGGGAGAUCCAAAAUCAAUUGCCCGGGUUUAUCCGUUUUAUUACUGACGACGCUUCGAACUUCCAUCUCGCGAUAAGAUCGCGGAGGUAAGUGGUUCCCGAUGCAAAUGCGCCGGAAUUUGAAGGUUACGAGCAAUGUGAAGGCGCAUUAAGGCUCUCGCGCAUUCGCGUUUAACAUUUUAUUGAGACGUAACCGCACUUGGACGCCCAGCUCUCGGCCGGCGGCAAUGAGAAUCUGAAUAAAAGCGCGUCGUAAAUUUCGGCGGAAUAGUACAAAUGUCAUAGCCGUUAGUGUCUAAGCGAGUUAUGCGUUGCUUCUUUUUUAUCGCCCGCAAAGCGAUUUUAAAUUGAAUGCAAAGAUCGUUAUUAAUGCUUACAUGUGUCGCGAUAAAACGCGCUCGCGGAAAGGAACGAAAAAAAUAUCAGGAGGAGUCCAUUCAGGAACUCGUCGUGCGAUUUAUGGCGGACAUGCAUAAGUACGAAGCUGAAAGUUUCAUUCAUAAUUAAUUAAACGAUGCAGUGUGUAUUAUAUCUGUGUAUUAUUAGUCAUCAAACGGUUAUUUAUCAUUUUGUUUUAUGAGCUUCUCAUUAAAUACUAUCUACUUUACAUUUAUAAAGAUUUUUUUAGCAUGUUAUUUUUUUAUUUAU
Messenger RNA from Linepithema humile (Argentine ant), 6470 nucleotides. RefSeq names its product acetylcholinesterase-like. The record is from RefSeq and is a predicted model, not a curated record. Lineage: Eukaryota; Metazoa; Arthropoda; Insecta; Hymenoptera; Formicidae. Gene Ontology annotation, molecular function: acetylcholinesterase activity. Gene Ontology annotation, cellular component: plasma membrane. Gene Ontology annotation, biological process: acetylcholine catabolic process in synaptic cleft; choline metabolic process.